Prunus dulcis (almond) is the source of this 1713-nucleotide messenger RNA. RefSeq names its product MLO protein homolog 1-like. The transcript has 14 exons. Gene Ontology annotation, cellular component: membrane. Bases 1 to 1713 code for a protein of 570 amino acids. Gene Ontology annotation, biological process: defense response. Lineage: Eukaryota; Viridiplantae; Streptophyta; Magnoliopsida; Rosales; Rosaceae. The record is from RefSeq and is a predicted model, not a curated record.
AUGGCUCCAGCAGCUGCCGGAGAAAGGUCUUUAAAAGAGACACCCACAUGGGCUGUUGCCAUUGCCUGUGCAGUUUUCAUACUUAUUUCUAUAUUUAUAGAACAAGCAAUUCAUGCUCUUGGGAAGUGGUUCCAGAAACGCAAUAAGAAAGCUAUGCUUGAAGCUUUGGAGAAAAUAAAAGCUGAGCUCAUGCUUUUGGGAUUCAUAUCUCUACUACUUACGGUGGGCACAAGAUAUCUUCCAAAAAUAUGCAUCCCAGAAAAGUACGGAAAUACUAUGCUUCCAUGUGAGCUAGAAGGCAAGUAUAAAGAUGAUGGGGGCGGCAAGGACGAUGAUGGCAAAAACAAAGGAGGAGGAGGAGGAGAUGGUGAUGAUAAUGAUAGGCGACGAAAGUUACUGGAAUUUGCUGAAACCAUGAUAUGGCGUCGAGUUUUAGCCGCCCCUAGUGGAGGAGAUUCCUCUGCUUGUUCAGAGGGUAAAGUGCCGCUGAUAUCUCCAUCUGGGAUGCACCAAUUGCACAUCUUCAUCUUUGUGCUUGCUGUUUUUCAUGUUAUGUAUAGUGUCCUUACUAUGGCACUCGCGCAUGCCAAAAUGAAGAAAUGGAAAGCUUGGGAAUCAGAGACCUCGUCCUUGGAAUAUCAAUUCACAAAUGACCCUUCAAGAUUCAGGUUUACUCGACAAACUUCAUUUGUGAAGCGUCAUUCAGGAUUUUCUACAAUGCCUGGAAUAAGAUGGAUUGUGGCAUUUUUCAGGCAGUUCUUUGGUUCCGUCACGAAGGUGGACUAUUUGACCAUGCGCCACGGAUUUAUCAAUGCACAUUUUGCUCCAAAUAGCAAAUUUGACUUCCAUAAGUAUAUUAAGAGAUCCAUGGAAGAUGACUUCAAGGUCGUCGUGGGUAUUAGUAUACCACUAUGGAUUUUUGCCGUGGUGUUUUUGGUUCUAAAUGUUCACAAAUGGCACGCGUUCACUUGGUUGUCAUUGGCGCCACUCGUUAUUCUUCUUCUGGUGGGUACAAAGCUUGAGCUUAUCAUCAUGGAGAUGGCUCAAGAAAUGCAUGAUCGAACUACAGUUGUUAAAGGCGCUCCCGUUGUAGAGCCAAGCAACAAGUUCUUUUGGUUUAAUCGCCCUGAGUGGAUUCUCCUCUUAAUUCAUUUCACAUUAUUCCAGAACGCUUUCCAAAUGGCGUAUUUCUUAUGGACAUCUUCUGAAUUUGGGUUCACAUCAUGCUUCCACGAAAACUUGCCUCUGAUACUGACAAGGGUCUUCCUUGGGGUAGCCCUACAGAUCCUAUGCAGUUACAUUACCUUCCCUCUUUAUGCUUUGAUUACACAAAUGGGAUCUCACAUGAAGAAAGCAAUUUUCGAGGAGCAAACGGCAAAGGCUCUUAAGAAUUGGCAGAAGGCUGCAAAGCAGAGAAAGAAGUUGAGGAAAGCAGGUGAUGCUUCUUCCUCAGGGUUUGUAAGUGGGGAAAAUACACCAAGCCAGGGUUCAUCCCCACUGCAUUUGCUUCACAACCAAAAGCACAGGUCCAAUCAAUCCGACCUCGAAAGCGUACUUAAUUCCCCUAGAUCGGUAUCUUAUCAAUCUGACACUGAUCUCUCCGAGAGGGAGGGCUCCGCACAUGAUGGGAAUGGUAUAAGAUCAGAAGAUCAACCUGCAGCACUAAGGAGAGAAGGAUCGCAUAGCGUUGAUUUUUCAUUUGUUAAGCCUUGA